UGUAUUGCGCAGUCGCAGAACUCUGUUAUGGAGACUACCGCUGCCCUCGCAUUGAGCCCCGUCGAGUCCGCAGCGCUCCCUGUGAGAUAAACUGCCUGCGUUACUUUCAGUUUUGUCUUCGGGGCUUUUUGUCGCCGCCGAUGUGAUGUGCGGCUCGGGUUCGGGCCCGCAGCUCCACCGGGGACAGCCGCUUGUACGUGACCGUGGGCCCCGUCGAGUCUCCCGUCCGUCUCCUCCCCACCGAGCAACGAGGCUGAGCGGCGGAACUUUGGACUCUCAGCUUGUUUGUUGUUGUUUUAUGACUGCGGAAGACCUGGGCAACCAGCUGCUCUUAGAAACCAACGCGCAGGACUUCUUACGACCUUAACGUAAGUAUGCUUGACUCCCAGCCACCGAUUUGAGACCACACGAUGGACGGCAAAAGGAGCAGUGGAGGUGAAGGAGGGAGCGGAGAUCCAGAGGUCGAGGAUGAGUUUGCUUGCGCCGGGAUGCUGCGGGGAUCUCUGACUUCCCUGCACAGCACCGUGGAGCGGAUAUUCAGGGUGACAUUUGGAAUCGGAGCGGACGAUUUGCCAAACGGGAACAACGGUCAGAUAUGGCUGAAGCUGCAGGGCCUCAGCAUCGACGUGAAAGCUGCCAAAUUAUUUGUGAAGGGAGUCGUAAAUCAGGAGGUGCAGCAGGAACUCUCGUAUCCCGGGGCCCUUCACUGCAUCUUCUGUGGAGCCAGAGGGCUGUUCAUGGACAGCCUGAUCAAAAACACUUCAGCGCUCAUUGUGGUGGGCUCGCCUGGAUUCCUGCUCGUGUCCGGCCUGGCCGAGCCGGUGGUGCGAGCCUACUCACUGAUCGCAGACCUAGUGGCGAGGUAUGAAGGCACCCAGUCCAAACGCACUGAGAUGGGGGACAGAGUCUUGGGUGAGUCCCUGGAUUCGCGAAGGGCCUUCAAAACUCUGGUGGAGAAAUGGGAGGACAGACACGUUCUGGAUCUUCUCGUACUUCCAGGGACUGUGAAGGAAAUCCUUCUGGAUUUGGUGAAAGAAUCGGGCCUUGGAUCGAGUCCAAGCCCAGAACCGAUGCAUGACAAUACAGGUGCAAAAUCACAUAAAGAUUCCAGAGAUGACUGGGACAAAGCCAGUAGUUCUAAGAAAACGCUCCCCGAUCCUUUCAGUAACGCCGAUCGAUGGGCUGAAGGGAAGGCUACAACUUAUGACUCUGCAGCAAAGGACCCCUUUCUCCAAGAUUUUUUCUCUCCUGUAGGCACCAGAGGGAAGGCAGAAGGGGCUGAGGAAAGACUUUUGCACUCUCCUCAGGAAGUGGGGGAAGAGGAACAGCUUGAGAAACAGGCAACUGGCGUCAAGGCGGGCAAAGGACAAGGGGACAGUGAAGAGCCAGAGUGGCAGUUGUCAAUGGGAAACAAGGAGUUCUGGCUUCUUUUAAAGUUCUUCACAGCCAUGGGGUACACGGAGGAUGUUGUAAAACGUGUUCUUAAAAAAACGGGGCCUAAAGAGGCGUCACAGAUUCUGGACUUAGUUCAACAGGAGCAGGACCUCAGUGACCGGGAGCAGAACAUAUGUAGCGGUACAAGCACAAAAAAAAAAGAUGGUGUUAUUUUGCACCAGGGAAAAGAGCAGCCCUGUGAGACGGAGCACAAAGAGGAUGAGGAUACAGAGGAAGCAGGGCGUAAAAUAAAGCAUAGCAACGGAGAUUUUGAAGGAGUAGGAGGCGAGGAGUUGGCGAUAAGAAAUCACAAACACUCUCAAGGAUGGGGUAGCGAAGAUGUUCAGGAAGCAGAACAACAGGAAGACUUUGUCCUAGGGGUAAUGAAGAAAGCAGCUGCUACAUGUGGAUACACUGAGGAGAAUGUGACCAAAAUCUACAGCAUGUUGGCUGAGGGGUCCACUCACCAGCUACUUCUAGAGCUGCAGAAAAAGGAAAGCAAGGAGACAGAAGGCUCCAAGAAAGAACCAAGAGAGAUUCAUGAUGUCUUGGUGGAAAAAGAAGAGACAAAUCUCAGACUAGCUGAGACUGAGGCAAAAGGAGAGUUUUUUAUUCACAAAGAAAAAACAGAUCCUGAUGAAGGACAAACCAAAGAGCCAAAGCGGUCUACGCAGUUAGCAGAAUCCGACCUGUGUACCUGGAGUAAUAAACCAAAGCAUCUGGCCCCUAAUCAACCCAUUUCACAGUUAAACCAGCCUUUAAACACGUUUAGACCUCACCAAGAUGUCCUGCAAGAUGUCAAGGGGCCCCCCAUGCCUACCUACGCCUCUUCUCUAGGUCCUCCACUAAUGACUUUUCACCCCAACAAGCAACAGGGCCAAACCACCUACAGGCCCGACCCGGCCACGUCCAAGCAAACGCAUCAAACUCACAAUAAUGCGCCAAACUCAAAGCGCCACUCUGCAAGAGAUUCAAAGCAAGAGCAUCAAGCUCAGCCCAACGUCUUCUUCGCAAGUGACCCGCCCUCCAAUAGAGCGAGGGAUAAACGGAGCUUCAUGUCACCUUCUUCGUCCGUGGUGGUGACUGGGGAGCAGCGCUUCCUGGAGGGUCUUCAGACCCCCUUUCAGCUAAAGCUUACGGACAAACCUGGAAACCCGAACCUGAGGGCAAUCGUUAUCGACGGGAGCAACGUGGCAAUGAGUCACGGGUUGGGUCAUUUCUUCUCCUGCAGAGGAAUCGCUCUGGCCGUCCAGCAUUUUUGGGACCGAGGCCAUCGUCACAUCAGCGCUCUGGUGCCACAGUGGAGGCAGAAGAAUGACCCCAGGAUAAAAGAGCAGCACUAUAUGACGGACCUGCAGAACCUGGGCCUGCUUUCCUACACCCCCUCCAGAGAGGUCCAUGGCAAGAGAAUCAGCUCUUAUGAUGACAGACUGAUACUGCAGCUUGCACAAAAAACAGAUGGCGUGAUAGUAACCAAUGACAACCUGAGAGACCUCUUGGAUGAGUCGCCUGUAUGGAGGGACAUCAUCAAAAAGAGACUUCUUCAGUACACAUUUGUCGGCGAUCUCUUUAUGGUUCCAGACGACCCGCUGGGCAGAGGAGGGCCUCACCUGGACGAUUUCUUACGUUCAGAGCAUAGGACUCCCGACCCAGGAAAUCAUUCGUUCGCCGGUUUAGCAAGCACUUUUCCUUCCACCAAGCCGCCUCGCUCCCAAACCGAACCCUUAAACUUCCGCGACCGAACCCCCGGGGGCGCUGUGGACUCUUUAGCUUUCGGCGGCCGAGGGAGGGGCAGGAGGUGGGAGGCGGAGAGCCAGCACAGGCAGCUCGGGGCGGGCGGCCACAGGAUUACGGUGACCGCCGAGAGGAACCCCGAGGAGACGGCUCACCUGAGGGAGCAGCUGCUCAACAUCUUCGAGGGACAGGACAACAUGGUGACGCUGGUGCUGCAGUGCCAUCUGGCAGAGAGAGACAUAAAUGUGCUUUCUGAUCUCAUCUUAGAGCAGCACAAGGACUAGAAAUCUCCUUAUUUAAUAGUUUUUUUCCCCCCUUGUUGAUAAAACGUUUUCCUGAUAAAUGGCUUUGUUUUGUACCAAAGCAAUUCCGACUACACAUUACAGAUAAUCCGUGCAUUGUCUGAAAGACGCAACAAAACGUCGACAAAUCAUCGAGAACGUCCCGUCUCCUCUGUGCCGUCUUUGCCGGGACCUUUUAUGUUCGAGUCUUAAUGUUUAUCUGAGCUUCUGCUUUUAAUCCACAACUUAAGUAAACUGCCGCUUUGCACCGUGAACCUGAAAUUAUUUCCCAGAAAGAAAUGAACCGACAAUUAUGAGCCCGUAAGACUGCAAUUGUUUAUUUCCAAGGUAAAAUUUCCAUUAAACUGAUUAGUAAAAGGAAAAAAAAAAACAAAUAACGUCUACAUAGCAUUUGCUACUGCUAGCCACAGCAGUUGGUUGUGUUAAGCUCUGACUUAGUGGUGGAGAAUCAUGAAUCCAGUUUUUAGUUAUGAGGAGAACAUGCCUGGAAAAUUGCUCCAGAAAAAAUUUAAAUGUCAAAAGAAAUGUGUUCUGUUUUUUAGCAAAUGGUUCAGUUAUACGUUUAGUAGAUUACACCUUUGACUCAGUGAAAGUUGUCACAUAGACUCUUACUUUCAUAGAGUAGGUAUAAAACUAACACAAAAAUGCAGAGCUAAGCCAGCAGCGAAUUUUUUGGUUUGGUCUGCGUGUCUCAAUAGAUGUUAGAUGAAUGAUUUGUGGUCUUCAGUUCACAAUUACUAAGCGAGGAGAUUCUUUCUUCCCCUCUUAUGCGUCCAACACCAAUUUCUUCAUUAGAUUUCAAUCAGACGAGUGAAAGGGCUAAUUAUUAGCAUGCUAGUCCGUGCUAGCAUGCUAAUGAGCGAACAAAGUAAACAUCUGAUAAUCUGUGGACCUUUAAUUAAAAAUAUUUAUAGCUUUUGGGGCUUUUUUAAAAAAUAAAAUAAUUAGUGUUUGACACACUGACUUUUAUAAAUGGAAGGUUUCUGACUGUUAAGAUAUUAUUUUUGAGAAGGAAAUGCAAAAAACUUUCUAUGUUUCUACAUUUUACAGCUGUUAUGCAGAGGUGGAAAUAUGUGGAGCUCGGUGUAGGUUGAAACUCCUUAUAGAAACACUGAACCAAACCCUGCAACAUUUUGUACAUUUGGUCUCUUAUUUUACUUUAUUUUUUAAUAUUGUCGGGUUUGACAAUCGUACCCAAAACUAUGACCAAACCAAAUCAAGAUCUUUUUUUUUUUAUCUCACUAAUUUUUCACUGAUUAUUGAAAUAACUUUACUUGCUGUGUUUAUAUCUGUAAAUUUUUAAGAGCUUAUUAAAGUUAUUCCUGUGGUA
This is a messenger RNA of Xiphophorus hellerii (green swordtail), 4800 nucleotides long. It is a transcript of the gene khnyn, whose product is annotated as KH and NYN domain containing. The record is from RefSeq and is a predicted model, not a curated record. The transcript is spliced from 9 exons. Gene Ontology annotation, molecular function: RNA endonuclease activity; mRNA binding. Gene Ontology annotation, cellular component: nucleus; cytoplasmic ribonucleoprotein granule. Bases 411 to 3452 code for a protein of 1013 amino acids. NCBI's taxonomy places the organism in Eukaryota, Metazoa, Chordata, Actinopteri, Cyprinodontiformes, Poeciliidae.